UUUGAGCGUGAGUGUAAGUGUGUGUGCGUGUGUGUGUGUGUGUGACGCAUUUAUUAAUAGCACUGGCGAAAAAAAGUGAAAAGUGAAACAGUCAUCCAUAGCGCUAUACUAACGCUCUACUUUCUGUCUCCCUUCCACACGUUAUCUUUGCAGAUCAAGUGAAACUUUAAAUACAACAACAGCUAGCAGCCUAAGCACUACAACAACACAAAAGCGCACUUAAGCCUAGCAUUAAGAAGCAUUCUACAACAACAAUUAGCUGUAAACUCAAAAUGCAUGGACACAAUCAUCAUCAGCAGCAGCAGCAACAACAGCAGCAGCAGCAGCAGCAGCAGCAGGUGCCGCAGCAGCCACAACAAAUGUCCGCCACAAUGAAGCUGGCUGGCAACCCACAUCCACAGCAGCAGCAGCAGCAACAAACACACAUAGCCAUACAGCAACAGCAUCCACAUCAUCCACAGCAUCCACAACAUCCACAACAUCCGCAUCAUCACGCAAAGCUGUUGCGACGCUCGCGCAGUCGCAGUCGCAGCCCCACGCCUGAUGGCACACAGGAUUAUGAUGUGACGCGCAUGCGCGAGGAGGAUUUCGAGCGUCUGGCCGUCUAUCUGGUGCCCGAUGUUCAGGCGGAACGCGGCCUGCCCAAUCGAGCGGACAAGACGCUGCCGCGCAGCCUAACGCUCAAAUCCUCCAUGGUCUACUCAACGCCAAAUGUAAAGACUGAAGGAGUUUGGAGCAGCGGCGUCAUACCGCGUGGCACACGCUUUGGCCCUUUCGAAGGCAUUCCAACCUCUAACUAUCCGAACGAUAAGAACAAGGCGCGCUAUUUCUGGCGGGUGCAGGGAACACGCCACAUAACCUACGGGAAUAUUAAGAUAUUCAAGGACGAUGAUUAUUAUUAUCUGGAUGGCUCGGAUCGUUCGCAAUCGAAUUGGAUGCGCUAUGUGGCCUCGGCAUACAGCUUAUCGGUCAUGAAUCUGGUGGCGUGCCAGCAUCAGGAGAACAUCUAUUUCUAUACCACCCGCGACAUAUUGCCCAACGAGGAGCUGAUGGUCUGGUACUGCAAAGACUUUGCCAGCCGUUUGGGCUACGAUGUGGAUCCCGAGCGCACCAUAUUCGGCGCCUGCAAGCAGGACGUCGAUGUCGAGGAGGAUGAGGAUGAUGAGCUGCCGCACAAGAAGCCGCAUUAUGCAAUGGCCGCGCCCGAAAUACCCGCCGAGGUGGCCGUUAGUCACAUCACCUAUGUGAUGGGUCUGCAUUUGCCAGGUGCGCCGCCAGCGGCAGCUGCGCCAUCGCCCGCCGGCCAAUGCUGUCGUCGUGCCAGUCCACCAGCCCAUGUCAGCACCACCACCACCACCAGCAAUAGCAACAAUAACAACAACAGCAGCAGCGGCAACAACAACGGAAGCUCAAGCUCGUUGCAUCCGCAUAUACAGCACGGCCGGCACGCGUCCGUCAUCAUUGGUCAGGAUCGUUCGCCGCUGAACAGCAGCUGCGACAAAGAGACGGUAGGAUCACCGCUGUGCGUCAAGGAUGCUCAUUAUGAGCAUCAGUUGACGCCGCAGGAUGGCAGCGUGCGUUCGGUGCGAUCCGAUGAGGGCUACCACAGCAACGAGUGCCAGGAGGAUGGCCUCACGCCACCGGAGGAUUCCAGCGACAGCGAAAGCGAGCACAACUAUGUGCUGGACUGCUCCAAGAAGGCCAUUGCGCCCAAGGAGACGGUCAUUGCGCAGGCGCAGAAGCCCAGCAGUGUCACACCGCCAGCCACCACGCCCACCGCCGCCACGCCAAGCUGUGAGGCCGAUAAGAACGAAUACCGCAAGUUCAAGGUGAAGAUGCCGCUGAAGUACGAGUUCAAGAACAAGAGCUGUGUCAAAACGGAGCCACUGAAGGAUGUGGAUGAGCAUCUGCCGUUAGCUGGUGUCAGCUUGGAGGAGGAGGAUCUGCACGAGCUGCAUGUAGCGGCGGCAGUGCAUUCCGAGGACUCGCUGUGUCCACCCAGCACGACCACAACGCUCGGUGAGGAGCAGCAUUUGCAGCAUCUGGAGCCAACCAACACACAGCCCGCCUCCUCGACGGUCAUUGUGCUGGAACACAAUUCCGGUGGCCAGACGCGCACCAUUGUGCCGCUGAGCAAGCCCUACUAUGAGGCCGAUCCGCCUGGUGAGCGCUAUGUGCGCUUCACGCAGCCCAGUUCCAGCAUACUGGAGACCAUUUUAACCAGCCAGCAUCGCUUGGAGGCAGCGGCCGCGGCAGCCAAUGCUUGCCGGCAGGCGAAUGCAGCAACGCCGCCGCCCACAUCGCCCACGGAGAUGGCGUACAGUUACAAGAAAUCGCAGCGCUAUGGCAAUGCAGUUAGUCCCGAUUCCAGCUCAAAUCUGGGUCAGCCCCAGGAGCUGGCUGGUGGACAUGUUGUGAGCGAGCAGGAGCUGGGCCUAAGCCGCAGUGCACUGAUCAAAGGCGAGUGCUCGCCGCCACCUGCCGCCUCGCAUCUACAUCACAAUGUCAUCUACUCGCCCUCGAGGACUCACCAUGCCGCCUACGAGCCGGGCAGCCAUUCGCCCAGCUAUGCUGGCUAUGCGGGCUAUCCGGGAGCGCAAUCGUUGCAUGCAGCCACCUCCACGUUCCACUCGCCGCCGCACAGCUCGCAUUCGCCCUUCGACCGCCAGUCGAAUGCGUCCAGUGGUGGAGGUUCCGCCUCCAAUUUGCAUCUGCUCCAGAGCAGCACGCAAAUGCUUAACCAUCCGCUGAUGCAGCCGCUGACGCCGCUGCAACGUCUCUCCCCGCUUCGCAUCUCGCCGCCCAGCAGUCUCAGCCCCGAUGGCAACUCAUGUCCGCGCAGCGGUAGCCCCUUGAGUCCCAAUUCAUUGGCCUCCCGCGGCUAUCGCUCACUGCCAUAUCCGCUAAAGAAGAAGGAUGGCAAGAUGCACUAUGAGUGCAAUGUCUGCUGCAAGACCUUCGGCCAGCUGAGCAAUCUCAAGGUGCAUCUGCGCACUCACUCCGGCGAGCGGCCGUUCAAGUGCAACGUCUGCACCAAGAGCUUCACCCAGCUGGCGCAUCUGCAGAAGCAUCAUCUGGUGCAUACGGGCGAGAAACCACAUCAGUGCGACAUCUGCAAGAAGCGCUUCUCCAGCACGUCCAAUCUGAAGACGCAUCUGCGCCUGCACAGCGGCCAGAAGCCCUACGCCUGCGAUCUCUGCCCGCAAAAGUUUACGCAGUUUGUCCAUCUGAAGCUGCACAAGCGUCUGCACACGAAUGAUCGGCCCUAUGUGUGCCAGGGCUGUGAUAAGAAGUACAUCAGCGCCUCCGGUCUGCGCACGCACUGGAAGACUACCAGCUGCAAGCCAAACAAUCUGGAGGAGGAGCUGGCCAUGGCGGCGGCAGCGACAUCUGAGUGUUUGGACAAAGAUUUGCCUGAGCCGGACUCACGUGAGGCCUACGAGCAGCUGCAGCAGCACAUGCAUCCGGUGCAUCCGAGCUUGCGUCAUUUGACUGGCGCCCAGUCACCUCCGCGUCUCAUUCCAUUGGGCAGCAACGGACAGCCCCACAUGCAUAUGCAGCAGCUGCAGGGACAUCAGCCGCAUCAGCCCAGCAAUGCGCCGCCGGGACACCUAAUGCUGCCGCAGCAUUCGCCGCACAGCGGGCCGCCCAUGCUGCUGACCACAGCCAAUCAGCUGCCACCACCCACAGCGCCCCACCACAUGCAACAGCAGCCGCCACAGGCUUCGCCCAACCGACAGCCGCCCACACAUCAGCAACAGCAGCAGCAGCAGCAUUUGGGACCGACUCAUCAUCUGGCGCAGCACUCGCCAAAGUCGCUGAAGCCGCUGCCCGAUACGGGCUAUAUGCAUGGGCCACAUGUCCAGGCGCAGGAGAAUCGACCCUCGGUCAUCGAGUCCUCCAGCCAGCCGAUGAUAAUUAAGUGCACGUAGAGCGAGCGGGGCCACAUUCAAAAACUGUAAAUUGAAGUGCAAUAUACAACAACACGUAGAAGUUAAGAUCAAGAGAGAAACCAACCCGAACGGAAGCGGACAGACGUUACCUAACUGCAGCACAAGCAUACAUAACGGUAUUAUUAUUAGAUUGUACAUAGGCAGGCGGGCCCAAAAAACAAAACAACACAACAAAAAAACAAA
Drosophila hydei is the source of this 4136-nucleotide messenger RNA. RefSeq names its product zinc finger protein 1 (gene Blimp-1). The transcript has 5 exons. NCBI's taxonomy places the organism in Eukaryota, Metazoa, Arthropoda, Insecta, Diptera, Drosophilidae. Gene Ontology annotation, molecular function: histone deacetylase binding; RNA polymerase II cis-regulatory region sequence-specific DNA binding; DNA-binding transcription repressor activity, RNA polymerase II-specific. The record is from RefSeq and is a predicted model, not a curated record. Bases 273 to 3932 code for a protein of 1219 amino acids. Gene Ontology annotation, cellular component: nucleus; cytoplasm. Gene Ontology annotation, biological process: regulation of transcription by RNA polymerase II; cell fate commitment.